AUUUGGUGAGAUUUUGGUCGAACUGCUACCCGAGUUCUGAACUACCGAACCCGCAUGCCUUGCGUUGUGUUGUGUUUGGUUAAUUAGUCACCGUCUCUUUUUUUUUGAAAAUGUCUAUUACACUCCACCAUUACAACACUCUCCUUACCACCACAACCUGCAAGACCUUAAGAUCACUAACCCAAAUCCACGCCUCCCUCAUCAAAUCCUCCCUCGACACCGACCCUUACUUCACCGGAAAACUCAUCCUCCAAUGCUCCACCUCCCUCCCCGACGCUCUCCCCUACGCCCGCCGCCUCCUUCUCUCUUUCCCCCACCCCGACGCCUUCAUGUUCAACACUCUCAUCCGAGGCUACUCCCAGUCCGACAACCCCCACAGCUCCAUCUCCUUGUUCGUCGAGAUGACCAGGAAAGGUCUCGCCUUUCCCGACAGCUUCACCUUCGCGUUCGUGAUCAAGGCCGCGGAGAGUUUAAGGGAUCUGAGGUCCGGGUCUCAGCUGCAUUGCCAGGCUUUGAAACAUGGGUUGGGUAGUUCUAACGCGUUCGUCGCCACUACUUUGAUCGGUCUGUACGGGGAGUGCUGUACAGAGUCUGCACGCAAGGUGUUCGAUGAAAUGCCUGAACGGAGUUUAGUCGCGUGGAACGCUUUGGUAACGGCGUGUUUCCGAGGGGGUGACGUGGCGGGAGCGGAGGAGGUCUUUGGUGAGAUGGUGGAGAAGGAUCAGAUGUCGUGGAACGUGAUGCUUGCUGGUUACGUUAAAGCAGGGGAGGUUGAGAGUGCUAGACGGGUGUUUUCGGAGAUGCCUGUUAAAGAUGGUGUCUCCUGGAGCACUAUGAUUGUUGGGUUUGCUCAUAACGGUAGGUUUAAUGAGGCUUUCUCGUGUUUCAGGGAGCUGAGACGAGUUGGGUUGAGACCGAAUGAAGUAAGCUUGAGUGGUGUUCUCUCUGCUUGUUCACAGUCCGGGGCGUUUGAGUUUGGUAAAGGGUUACAUGGGUUUGUGGAUAAAGCAGGGUAUAGUUGGAUAGUGUCUGUGAACAAUGCGCUUAUCGAUAUGUAUUCUAGGUGUGGUGAUGUAACAUUAGCUAGGUUAGUCUUUGAGAGUAUGCCAGAGAAGAAGAUGAAGAAGAGCGUUGUGUCUUGGACUUCGAUGAUUGCGGGAUUAGCAAUGUAUGGUCACGGCGAGGAAGCUAUUAGGCUCUUCGACGAAAUGACUGAGUCUGGUGUUAGGCCUGACAAGAUAUCUUUCGUUUCGCUUCUGUAUGCUUGCAGUCACGCUGGACUGAUUAGAGAAGGUGAAGAUUACUUCUCUAAGAUGAAGAGAGUUUACCAGAUAGAACCGGAGAUUGAACACUACGGUUGCAUGGUUGAUUUAUACGGCCGAUCUGGACAACUACAAAAGGCUUACGGUUUCAUAUGCCAAAUGCCAGUUCCACCAACUGCUGUUGUGUGGCGGACUCUUCUCGGGGCUUGUAGUAGUCAUGGGGAUACCGAGUUAGCCGAGGAAGUUAGAAAAAGGCUUGAUGAGCUUGACCCAAACAACCAUGGCGAUCUUGUUCUGUUGUCGAAUGUUUAUGCUACUUCUGGUAAAUGGAAGGAUGUUGCUUCUAUCAGAAAGUCAAUGAUUGUGAAUAAGAUCAAGAAGUUAACUGGUUGGAGCUUGGUUGAAGUUGAUAAAGCCAUGUACAAGUUCACCGCUGGUGAGAAAAAGAAGGGAACCAUCGGUUCAGAGGCACACGAGAAGCUAAAGGAAAUCAUAUUGAGGCUUAGAGAUGAAGCUGGGUAUGCACCGGAAGUUGCAAAUGCGUUAUAUGAUAUAGAGGAAGAAGAGAAGGAGGAUCAAGUGAGCCAACACAGUGAGAAGCUUGCACUUGCGUUUGCUCUAGCUAGAUUGCCCCAAGGAGCAAGAAGUAUCAGGAUAGUAAAGAAUCUGAGAAUCUGCAGAGAUUGUCACGCCGUUAUGAAGCUGGCGUCGAGAGUUUAUGGAGUAGAGAUUGUGGUCAGAGACAGAAACCGUUUCCAUUCAUUCAAGGAUGGUUCUUGUUCAUGCCGUGAUUACUGGUAAAAGCUCUGAUUACAACGUUUCUUUUUCUCAUGUGUUUGGGGGAAAAUGUUCAGACAUGAAUGCACAAGUCUUUCCCAAGUUCUGACAUAUCAACUAAGAAGGAGCAAUUCAAAGUAACUGGAGACUGAAGUUAAGAUCGGUUGCAUUAUAGGAGAGAGCCUUGUCUUUGAAUGAUAUCAGAGGCUCUUGGACAGUUCUUCUCGUUAUUGUUUAUUAGUAGAGAUCGUUGUAGAUCAUUCCACACACACAAAGUUGGUCCAAAAGUCUUUAUGUUUUUUUUAUUAAAAAGGUUAUUGGGCGGCAAUACAGUCAAAGAACUUCAAAUAUUAAACUCUGUUUUACCAAUCUUGAAGAUUUAAUAAACAAAUCUUUCAGUCAGUA
This is a messenger RNA of Raphanus sativus (radish), 2444 nucleotides long. RefSeq names its product pentatricopeptide repeat-containing protein At1g74630. The record is from RefSeq and is a predicted model, not a curated record. Gene Ontology annotation, biological process: RNA modification. Bases 111 to 2063 code for a protein of 650 amino acids. The transcript has a single exon. Gene Ontology annotation, molecular function: protein binding; zinc ion binding; RNA binding. Lineage: Eukaryota; Viridiplantae; Streptophyta; Magnoliopsida; Brassicales; Brassicaceae.